UUUCAAACGUCUGUCAAGGUCUUUAGAUCGGAUGCAACAUAUUUCCAAACAAUUUGCAGGUGAACAAGGAAGGUCAACUUUGUAUAGGCCGGAUAUGACGACCUCGGAAGAAAGUAUGCGAUCGAUAGAAGCAAAAGUCGUGGUUUUGGGAUCUCAAGGGGUCGGCAAAACCAGUGUUGUUAUCCGCUAUGUUGGGGGUAUGUUCAGCAAAGCUGUCAGCCCCACCAUCGGGGCAUCCUUCUUCACCUACAAGAUUGAUUUCUGUGCAUAGGACCUUAGACAGCUAUAGAGUGAAGUUACAAGUAUGGGACACAGCAGGACAGGAGCGCUUUCGUUCAAUGGCACCAAUGUAUUAUCGAAAAGCCAAUGCAGCUAUGCUUGUCUAUGACAUCACCUCACUGGAAAGUUUCUAUGACAUUAAAGACUGGGUCAAAGAACUGAAAAAGAAUGUGGAUACUCCCAUAGUGAUGUGCCUUCUAGGCAACAAAAGUGACCUUGAGAGUGGUCGAAAAGUUAGCACAGCAGAUGCUGCUGAAUAUGCCAAUUCUAUCGAUGCCUUAUUUUUUGAGACAUCAGCUUUAAAGAACACAGGUAUAGAAGACGCCUUCUUACAAGUUUCUCGACAGCUAAUUAAAUUUUAUGAAACAUAUCCUAACUCAGGACUUGGGAUCCUCAGUCCUCAGCAAGAUGUUACGGACAUUUUUUCAUCAAGUUCUGAAAAUGUGAGGCUGCCUACACGGGAGAACCAGCAGAAAACACCAGAGGCUGAAGGCUGUGGCUGCUGAUGUGUAGAAAACUCCAGAAAAGUGGAUCAUGUUCUUCUACCAACAUUUUGUAGGUCAGGUUUGCAUCUGGCUUUGAAUUAAUGGUGUAACCAGCGUGGAACAGAAAAUCUUGCAAAAACACCAUGGACUAUAACACCUACUACUCCCAAACUAUUUUUUAAGCCAGACCACAGAAACUGGUGUUUUAAUCUGCAAAUGUGUGAUCGGUGACACUUGUUAAUUAUGAGAGUUUUGUGUGGAAGAAGUUUAUCAUGUCUUUUCAUGAUUUGUCUGCUUAGAAUUUUCUUCACAUCACGUCAUCGCUUUGUCUGCUGCCUUCUGUGAUAGCAAAACGUAGCAACCAGGGCUCAAGGGUAAUGUAAGGGUGAUGUCUCAUUUUUUUCCUGUAUUUGCCACAGAUGCUCAUUUGUGACAAUUCAUAACAUGUCAAUGCAGGUCAUCGAAGGAUUGAAAAGGACAAUCUUUUGUGUUACACAUGAGGCUGAUAAUGCACCUUCCACUGAUUGCUGACAGAUGCAAAAAUAUUCAGAAAUUUGCUAAAUUAUAAUUAAUUCCAACAGGGGUGACACAUUAAGAGAAUGCUAGUUAGAUUUCCUGAGCAGGAAAAGUCUGGAUAUCUUGAUGUGGUAUGACUUCUGCUCAAGUGAAGUUAGAAAUAAUUUCUACCACUGUGUAAAGAGCAUUGAAAGUGGUGUAUACAUUUGUUCUCUUAUCACUCUACAACUGUGCUGAGCUGAGUAUAAGACUGAGAUUUCAAAACUUGAAUGAGUAUCUCCCACUCUCACAAUCUGCUGUUCUUGAUAUGCUAGCUAUGACGAUUUCUGUGCCCAGAAAAAACGUGUAUGGAUAUGCUUACUUUGAUAAUACUUAUGUGCAACUAUAGUGGUCACUCCGCAUAAAGAACAGCAGUCAGAAUUAUGCUGUUAAUUAACAUUGUCCAGUGAGGUAAGUCAGUAAGGGAGAACUGGGACCAUGUGGCAGUAAUACAUAUCCCUAGACAUCUGUCAUAGUUUUGAGGAGUUUUUGUGUGUGGUGAUUUUUUGGUUCUAUGGUUGCAUCUCAAGAAUGUAGGUUCUUUUUUUUUUCAUAAUAACUUUUAUGAUAAACAGCACUUAAAUAGUGCUUGCAAGCUAAGAGAUUACUAAAAUAGUGCCUAUUUUUAAACAUUGUACUUUUUAGUUUCUUUUAUAUUUUCUGACUUUAUUUGAUUCAUGAUUCUUAAUAAGUUUUAGGAUAAUAUCUAAAUAUUUACUUUAAGGCUAUGUGUAUUACUUAACAGUUGCAAAAUAUUUUAAAUCUCUUUUAAUGUUUUUCUUUGAUAUAUAAUUUUACCAAGGUUAUACUGUCUACACACGGGUUAGCAACAUAAACUCUUUGCUAAAAUAUAACCACUGCGAAAAGCAGUGAGCACAUAUGACAGAUAAUAAUGCCUCAAAAACCAGUGUUGCUUGCAACACAUAAUAAGUGCCAGCAGCCUGUAGGUAUUGGCUUAUAAGAACAAGUUUGGAUUUAAUAACCUGAGCCCAGAACUUUUAUCUGUGAUUGAUAUUAAGGACUUGUAGUUAUUUUCUAAAUUUGUCAGAAUGAUGCAUGCUUUUAUGUGUACAAGUCUCUACUUUCUUACUCACAUAGUGUUCAAAUAGAAAUUCAGAAUGAGACAAUUGUGAUAUCCUUGAACAUUCUUGCGUGUUUGUAUGUUUAUAUAUAGAUCUCCCAUAAAGUCCAUUGGACAAGACAAAGAAAGCAGUGCAAACACUUAAAUGGUUUGGAACACACUGCCAGAGAAAACUUGGCACAUGCAGAAAAUAUAUAUGCAGUCUGGAUUUUAUCGUUCUCCCUCAUUUCUUGAUGGGUUGCAUAAUUAUCACCACAUAUCAUACCAUUGCCUCAUCUUGCUUGCUGUACAGUUGAUCAAAUUUUUAAAAUCAGCAAUAUUCAUUCAAAAUGCAGCCAGUCAAAUAUUAUUCAGUAAAUUUUACAGUGAUUCUGUUUCAUAUGGAUUUGAUUGUUAGCGAAGUGAGCUCUACAUUCUUCUUUCUAAACCUAUAACUGGAAAUAGCCUUCCUUAAUUGUUGGCAAAACAUACACAAGAUAAGUUUUUUUUUCAUGAUGCUGGAAUGAGUUCUAGUUUUCUGUCAUAAUAACCACUUAUUUUGAUAUUAUGUAAAGUGUAUAUACUAAUUAUAGUGAUGUUUUAGAGUGAAUGAAUGGGAUUUUUCUUAAACAGGGACACCACUCCUUCAUUUCAUCCAGCAAUUUAAAAUGAACUAAAAAAUAAGAAAAUUUAACAGAUGACAGUUUUCAUUGCUAAAGCUCCAUUUAAUUAUUAUGCAUUCACGCAGUUUUUAAAAAAAGUAUUUAACUGGUAUGGAUCCACAUUAUAAACGAUUCACCUUCGCAUGGAAUGUACUUACAAAUCCAGAUAAGUUUCCCUCAUUCUAUCACUCUAAAAAAAUGAAAUAUAUGUUACAACAUAAGAAAAUGCUUUUAGGUAACUUGAUGUAGAAAUUCCUAGUACCUCUACUUAUUUUCUUGUAUUUUGUGCCCAUCAGGUCUAGUCAAUUACAAAAAUUUAAAGAUAUGUUUGUUGUAAAUUUAUGUAGUUGUAAACUGAAUUUCAGUUUUGUUAUUAUUUUUUAGUGCUUGGAAGUUCUGUUUAUUGGUUUAUUUUCUUGUAUUGCUUAUAUUUGCAAAGUAUGAUUUUGUUGUAUGCCUGUAUGUUAUGCAGGUUUUUUUCCCUUGCACCAAGCAUUUUAGUCAUCUCAAACUUCUUGUCUGCCAGUUGUGUCCUGUCUUUUUUUUCUUCUUUAAAUCAGAUGGAUCAAUAUAUGAUACCUUGAUCUAUAUUUGUAUGUGCGGGAGUAGUAUUGUGGUGCUGGUUAGUUUGUAAAUAAUGAGGGUUGCGCUGAAUAUUUCCUGGAAAAUGCAAUAUUUUCUUUUAAGCUUUUUUUUUUUAAAAAAUAAAGUUUCUGCAAGCUACUAGGGAUCUAUUGCCAACAGAUGUAAGUAAAAUUUUUGAAGCUGAAGCUUGUGUGCAUGCCAGGUAUCUCAUCUGAAAGGGCAUGAGUCACAACAAGUUCCCAUUUUUAAGGCCAGCAAAAAACAAAAACAAACAGAAACAGGAAUAACCAAUGUUUUUGUGAACUUAUUUUAGUCCUCUUUUUUUUUCUGCAGGCAUCUAGCUUUUAAGUUUUACAGACUAUGUGAACUGUACAACUGAAAGAAGAAAAGCAGGUUUGCAUUUUGAGGUAGAUUGGACAGAAAACAGCAUUAGUUUCGCUUUUUGCUAAUUUGGCAAAUGAUAAAAUCUUUCGUCUUGAGCAGUUGCACUGAGAUAUUGGUGUAAUCCUUAGUCAUGUGGCCUUAAAAAAAUAAUUGGAGAAAGCAAUGGAGAACCAAUGUAAUAUAUUUGUGCUGUAAUAUAUAUUAAUAAAAGAUAGAGGUGAUAAGAUAUCUUCAAAGACAUGGGAGUAUGGUAGACACUGUUCAUUCUCUAUACAUGUCAAAGAUGUCUUUUAACACAAUUGUCCAUUUUAAGGAAGAAAAGAAACUUUAGAAAUCUGUUGUUGGAGCUGGAAAAAUGAAGCAUGUUAAGCCAAGUUACUAAUUAUAUGUUAUGUAAAAUAAUUUUAAUGUGUUUAUAAAACUUAAGCUGACAGUUUUAACAGGUGUUUGUUGAUUGCGCUUAUUUCAAAAUCUUGACCUGGGUUGGAACAAGUUUGAAUGUUUUACUGAGUGCAACUUAUUUCAUGACAGUUUUGAUUUGGGGCUGGGAGUUUUUUUUUCCAGAAAAGAUUAGGCCGGUAUAUUUUACAAUAUUUUUUUCUGUUGUUUUUUGCUUAAUAUUGACAACUUUUGUCAGAAGUAAAAACGGAGUGGAGUGAAGAUGAAUAAAAAUUUUAAAAAUUUGUUGCUGGAGUCUUGUGCUGUGGAUUGUUGAGGAGGUACUAUUUUGCUGUUUGCUAGCUAAAAUACAUGCUUACCUUUUUUCUAAACAUUGUAUUGCAUCAUAAGCAGAGUAAUUCUUUGCAAAAGCUGAACAUUUUCUUUACUUUGUUGUGAAAAUUAAAAAGCUAAGUAGUUAUUAAAAACAAGUACAAUCACUACAAGAAAGCCAUGUAUUUUCAUGGCAUCUUUUAUGUGGAGGGGCUCAGUGAAUUUCUACCAGUAAAAUGCCUUACAAUUCUUUGUAUUGAUCAGCUUUUUUUUUUUGUAAUCCUAUUUUAGUUCCUUAUAUUAAAUUUAUGCUGUGUCCAUUCUCAUUCCAGACAUCUCUCAAAGCUGUCAGCUUGGUCAAGCAUGCUGAUGGAGACGUAAUUAUACAAAUAGGGAGCUAAUAG
This is a messenger RNA of Pomacea canaliculata, 5125 nucleotides long. Its product is annotated as ras-related protein Rab-31-like. Lineage: Eukaryota; Metazoa; Mollusca; Gastropoda; Architaenioglossa; Ampullariidae. The record is from RefSeq and is a predicted model, not a curated record. Bases 189 to 785 code for a protein of 198 amino acids. The transcript is spliced from 7 exons. Gene Ontology annotation, molecular function: GTPase activity; GTP binding.